CAUUCCCAGUCCAUCCAGACUCCAGCCUUCACGGCGCUUACGCACGCACAUAUAACAAACACACGCACACUGGUGCAGCUGGUGGUGAUGGUGGUGGUGUGAGACCACAUCAGCCGUCAACAAAGGACAGAGACCGGGAGAGAGAGAUAAGUGGUGGUGGUGGUGGUGGGGGAGACACUGCAGGAUCCAGAACAAUCCACCAAACCAGUCAGUCACUCUACACUUUUUUCAUCUCUGCGGGGAAAUCCACCAUCAGUCAAACUGGAGGUGACCGUCAGAGAAGCGUUAAUCGCUCGUGUGGACAGCACAUCCGUACUUGCGAGCUUCGGCAUCGACAUGGAGAUGGAGCAUUUCGACGACCGCGACAAAGGUCAGAGGAACAGCCGCUCCGCCGCGAGGAUGAACGGCGUGCCGAGUCCCACGCACAGCGCGCACUGUAGCUUUUAUCGCACCCGGACCCUGAAGACCCUGACCGCGGAGAAGAGGGCCAAGAAGGUCCGCUUUUACCGCAACGGAGACCGGUACUUCAACGGGAUCGUGUACGCCAUCUCCACGGACAGGUUCCGGACCUUUGACGCACUGCUCGCGGAUCUGACCCGCUCCCUGUCCGACAAUGUUAACUUGCCCCAGGGCGUCCGCACCAUCUACUGCCUGGACGGCUCCAAGAAGAUCACCAGUGUGGACCAACUGGUAGAAGGUGACAGCUAUGUAUGCAGCUCCAUCGAAGCGUUCAAAAAGUUGGAUUAUACAAAGAACGUGAACCCCAACUGGUCGGUUAACGUCAAGGCCUCGGCGGCAUCUUCUCGCGGCCCUGCGUCCCUGAGCAGCGCUAAGCCCGGCUUUCCGGAGAGCCGUGAAAACAAGGAGUUCAUACGUCCGAAGCUUGUGACGGUGGUGCGGAGCGGCGUGAAGCCCCGCAAGGCCGUGAGGAUCCUGCUGAACAAGAAGACGGCCCAUUCCUACGAGCAAGUCCUCACUGACAUCACCGACGCCAUCAAGCUCGACUCUGGAGUGGUGAAGAAGAUCUACACGCUGGAGGGCAAACUGGUGUCAUGUCUGCAGGACUUCUUCGGCGAUGAAGACAUUUUUGUUGCGUGUGGACCCGAGAAGUUCCGCUACCAGGAUGAUUUGAUGCUGGACGAGACAGAGUGUCGUAUGAUGAAGUCGGUGGCCUAUGGAAAGAUGACUGGCUCUCUGAGCCGAAGCUCCCCAAGGACUGUCGUCCCAACAAGAUGCAGCAAAUCCCCCGUGUGUGUGAAUGGGACGCCGGCCAGUCAGCUCUCCACUCCUCACUCGGGAAAGUCUCCCAGCCCCUCCCCACCAAGCCCAGGCAGCCUCAGCCAACGCAGGGACUCCCAGGGUUCCUCUGCCUCUCUGUCUUCUGCCAAAGUUUCCAACUCAGUUGAAGAUGGAGACGGACUUGUUACCGAAGCUGAGGUUCUAGUGGACGAGGUUCCAGCUGUGCCGCCCUACAUAUGGGAACGCUACAAGGUGGGACGCACGCUGGGUGACGGCAACUUCGCCGUGGUCAGAGAGUGCGUGGAGCACUCCACGGGGCGGGAGUACGCUCUGAAGAUCAUCAACAAGGGGAAAUGCAGAGGCAAGGAACACAUGAUCCAGAAUGAGGUGGCCAUUCUCCGCAGGGUCAAACAUCCCAACAUCGUGCUGCUCAUAGAGGAGGUGGACACUUACAGUGAACUUUAUCUGGUCAUGGAGCUCGUUAAGGGGGGCGAUCUGUUCGACGCCAUCACCUCUGCCAACAGAUACACGGAGCGAGACGCCAGCGGAAUGCUCUACAAUCUGGCCAACGCCAUCAAAUACCUCCACAGCCUCAACAUCGUGCACCGAGACAUCAAACCAGAAAACCUGCUGGUGUACGAGCACGCAGACGGCAGCAAAAGCCUGAAGCUGGGAGACUUUGGUUUGGCGACUGUGGUGGACGGACCUCUUUACACUGUCUGUGGAACCCCGACAUAUGUAGCACCUGAAAUCAUCGCAGAAACAGGAUAUGGCCUUAAAGUGGACAUCUGGGCAGCUGGAGUCAUCACAUACAUCCUGCUGUGUGGUUUCCCGCCCUUUCGAGGGAGCAGUGACGACCAGGAGGUGCUUUUUGAUCAGAUACUCAUGGGACAGCUGGAAUUUCCUCUCCCGUACUGGGACAACGUGUCAGAAACUGCCAUGGAGCUGAUCCGAUCGAUGCUGGAAGUGGAGGUGGAUCAGAGAUACUCCGCCCUCCAGGUGCUGGAGCACCCGUGGGUCACUGACAAGGGUCUUUGCGAGAACGAGCAUCAGUUGUCUGUAGCAGGGAAGAUAAAGAAGCACUUCAACACCAGUCCCAAGGGCAACGACACGACUGCAGGGGUGUCCGUUAUUUCUUUGGAUGACAGCUUUUCUAUGCAGAGAUCUGGGUCAUUGGAUUUCUACCAGCACCCGGCCAUGUACUGGAUAAGGCCACCGCUCUUGAUAAGGAGGGGCAGGUUCUCAGACGAGGACGCCACCCGCAUGUGAAGCCGCUGCCUUUGACGACGACGACGCAGCCGACGACACCAAUAACAACAACAACAACAACAUCGACGACAAAAACACAACGGGCGGAGCCUCCCAGUUGCCUGUCCGUGGCCCCUACUCCCUCUCU
This is a messenger RNA of Solea solea (common sole), 2635 nucleotides long. It is a transcript of the gene dclk1a, whose product is annotated as doublecortin-like kinase 1a. Lineage: Eukaryota; Metazoa; Chordata; Actinopteri; Pleuronectiformes; Soleidae. The record is from RefSeq and is a predicted model, not a curated record. The transcript is spliced from 17 exons. Gene Ontology annotation, biological process: protein phosphorylation; intracellular signal transduction. Bases 337 to 2508 code for a protein of 723 amino acids. Gene Ontology annotation, molecular function: protein kinase activity; ATP binding.